UGUGUUUCGUUUGAUAUGCAGAAAUUCAAGCACAUAAUGAGGGAACUACAGGGGGCUAUACUUGUUGGUUCAGUAUUCCAGAUAAUAUUAGGAUACACUGGUCUUAUUUCACUGUUUCUGAGGUUAAUAAAUCCAGUAGUGGUGGCACCAACUAUUGCUGCAGUGGGUUUGGCAUUUUUUAGUUAUGGUUUCCCUCAGGCUUGCAGCUGUGUAGAAAUCAGCAUGCCCCUCAUUCUGUUGGUUCUUCUGUGCACUCUGUACAUGAGAAAAAUAUCCUUGUUUGGCAACCAUAUCUUCCUUGUCUAUGCGGUACUUCUCUAAUCCUCUCCCUUUACACCCUUAGUGCGGGUAGCUGAUUGUGUGCUGACUACACUGGGAGCU
Messenger RNA from Zea mays, 381 nucleotides. RefSeq names its product nucleobase-ascorbate transporter 11-like. The coding region runs from base 16 to 321 and encodes 101 amino acids. The record is from RefSeq and is a predicted model, not a curated record. NCBI's taxonomy places the organism in Eukaryota, Viridiplantae, Streptophyta, Magnoliopsida, Poales, Poaceae. The transcript is spliced from 3 exons.